Messenger RNA from Chironomus riparius, 1692 nucleotides. The record is from the annotation of a GenBank genome assembly. NCBI's taxonomy places the organism in Eukaryota, Metazoa, Arthropoda, Insecta, Diptera, Chironomidae.
AACUUCUUUUUGAAAUAAAAUGAAAACAAGCGUAAUGUUAUUGAAAUUAAAAAGGAAAGAGAACGCUUGGGUCACUUAGGAUUACAUCAAAUAUUUCCUAUACAACACUGUAGGCUGAAAAUUCCAAGCAUAAAAGGGGGAUCAAACAUUAUUAUGAACGUAUGAAUAAAUCUAUUUACUUAUCAAUUCAAGCGCAUAUGGUCAUCAUCUAGUACAUUAUUAUGAAAUGAUGUUUUCAGCAAUAAAUAAACUUAUCUCUCUGUGCUUUAAUUUAGUUGUGCAUACAUUGGGAACCUCGAAGGUUAGUGGAUAAAUAAGCAAAAAGAAGUCAAAAUGGUAAAAGCUUGUUUGCUGCUGUAUCUGUUAUUGACAUUAUCUUUGCAUAGUUUUGGAGAAGCAAAUGAUGUUUGGGUUGAAACAAAUAUUGAUAAAUUAAAAUCUAGUUUAUUAAAGAACUAUGACAGAUUUGCCAGACCUGAAGAUGCAAGCGUGACUACAAAUUUAUAUAUUAGUCUUACGGUAAUCCAUAUGGAAUUACAUGAAACAAAAGGUAUUCUAGAGACUCAUGCAUGGAUUAAACUGAAGUGGACGGAUAACAAAUUAAAAUGGAACAUAAGUGAUUACGAUAAUAUCACUCAUUUUCAUGUUUCAGCUGAUGAAAUAUGGACACCAGACUUAACAGUUUAUAAUAGUGCAGAAGCUCAAAUUAUCGAUCAUUUUGCAAAGACUAAUAAGAUUAUUUAUAGCAAUGGAGAUAUUUUAUGGGUACCAACAGCAAAAUUUGAAACAUAUUGCAAUAUGGACCUAAAGAUUUGGCCGUUUGAUGAGCAAAAGUGUGAAAUUAAAAUUGGCUCAUGGACAUACAAUUCAAACCAAAUUAAUUUGAAAAUGGACAUGGUUACCCCAAUCGAUGCUAAAUCACAUUAUAAUAAUUUAGAAUGGGAAGUUUUGAAUGGCACAGCAGAACGUCAUGAAAAAUUUUACUCUUGCUGUCCUGAGCCAUAUGGAGAUGUUACAUUUUACUUGAACUUUCGUCGUCGUUCGCCAAUGUUUAAAGCUAUAGCAAUUGUCCCAGCAGCAGCAAUUGUAUUUAUGACAUUAACAGCAUUUUGGUUGCCACCUCAAGCUGGCGAAAAAUUGUUGCUCAAUGGAUUUGCAUGCAUCAUGAUUUGCAUACUGCUUAUGUACUUUUCCCAACUGCUUCCUAUAUUAGCGGCUAGUUCACCUAUAAUAGUGACAAUAUACAGCCAUACACUUUAUUUGUUGUGCAUUUCAUUCAUCAUAUCUGCCAUAGUCAUCAAUAUGUCUCGGAACAGAAAGUAUUCACCUAUACCAACUCCAAUCAAAGCAAUACUUUUGGAUGGAAUAAUUGGAAAAACUUUUUGCAGAUCACAACCUAAUACUAUUAUUGGAGAUAAUCAAGCCGAAGAAUUAAAAAAGGCACCUUUUGAGGAAAAUGAUGACAUUCAGAUUAUUCAAACUAAUAUACGUACGAAAGCUCAAUUAAUUCAAAAUGAAUGGAUUCAUCUUGCAAGCAUAAUUGAUCGUAUUGCAUUUGUUAUAUAUGUUAUUAUAUUUAUUCUAAUGGGAUUUAUACACUUUAUUUAAUAUUGAUAUGACAUUAAUUCCCUUUAAUAACUCAUCUUUAUCCGUGCUAUGGGAACAUUUAUGAAUUUUUUUAUUAUGGUUUUC